UCAUGCACAAUUGGGCUAUAUAACAGAACCGCUGCCUCCCAUACAUCACUUGUACUCCUGCAUCAACACGAGCAUCAUCUCCUCCGCUGCUUGACUGAAAUGCACAAAAUCCUGUUCUUCGCCGCUGUGGCGCUGUGCUUCGCCCUGGGGCUCGCCUACCCGGCCGAUCUCUCGACGCUAGAAAAAGAAAUUCGGGAGACCGUCGCGCCUGUCAACGUGGAUACAGAGACCGUGUCGCCGGGGGAGGGCCGUGAUGCCGCGGUGCCGCGAUCUGAGAGAUCUGACGGUUUCCAGGAUCCGACCGCUGCACCUCUUGCAUCUGAUGACACGACAUUAGCUGCUGCCACCCGAGGUUCUGAUGUAACGCCAGUCGAUCAACGCGACUCUGAUGCAACAACUGAAGCUUUUGAUUCCCGUGUCCCUAGAUCCUUGGAAAUCCUUGGCUCAAUGAUACCAAUUGCCCGCCAAGUUAUUGACUGGAAGAAACAAAUGAUAGACCAGCUGGGAGGCAAUGAAGGCCCUCAAAUACAGUAAUAUUUAAUAAACAAUUAAAAAUUAUCUUUCGGCUUGACUCUGAUGGAACGAAAAAAGCUUGACAUUUAAAAUCGGUUCAGGACGAUGAUCCUUCCGAAGUUCAGUAUGUUCAACAAGUAUUGGUCUCUUCAUUCCACGACAUCCCAUGUUGGUGAGCGUACCGGCAUAAAUUUAUCAUUAUAUUUCCUUGUGAUGGGUAGGUAGCCUCUUGAAAAUAUUCAUAAUCCUCGCAGCGGUUGUACCGACUGCGCCUGUAUGUUUAUAAUUAAAUACGUUUGAUAAAUUUUUC
Molecule: messenger RNA, 823 nt
Organism: Hyalella azteca
Lineage: Eukaryota; Metazoa; Arthropoda; Malacostraca; Amphipoda; Hyalellidae
Exons: 2
Coding region: 100-534 (144 amino acids)
Source: RefSeq, a predicted model, not a curated record